AGAUGUCUUCUUCCACGCCUAUAAUGCGAUGCUUCUGUGCUUCAGCUGUUCGUUUGGCGGAAGCCAACGUAGCAUCUAUGCAUCAAUGCAAACCGACGCCACCGAGGAGGAUCCCGUUUCCUCGAGCGCUCUUCUUCAGCUGCGUCGCACCGCCCUUCGAGCGGGUCUCCUCACAACUUUUCCUUAUUCACGUUCGAUAUGAGAGCGAGCAUUCUAACUGGUGUCAUCAUGCCAGUGUAUGCUUUAGCAUAUGCUGUGGAGUAUGUAACCGCCAUGCCUCCAGUUCCAAGACAAAAUCUUGGAGAUUUCGCAAGUGCACAACAGUAUCUCACCGCUUGCGCGGACUCCUGUACCCAUGACAUCCAGUCCAGAUACCAGAGAGCACGCCUAGAUGUCAAUCCCGAUGACCAAUACUGCAACAACUUCGGAAACACCCCAGGGGAUGGUGCAUGCUACUGUGGCAACUACCUUGACGACAGUCGUAGUAUAUUGUCCCUCUCAUCCUGCAUAGCGAACACAUGCACCCAAAUCUCGGAAGACGUUGUCGAUGUCACGGGCGAGUUCAUACCUGUGAUGACUGCUCAGCUCAACCUGCUGUGCCCUAACAGCGUCAACCAGUUCUCGCAUACCUUUGAUGUGCAGCCUCCGUCUACAAACAGCUUUAGCGUCACCACCACUACAAUGAGCUCUACUUCGAAAUCCACCUCGAGAUUGAGUUCGAGUUCUGCCAUGCCAAGCCUAUCCAGUUCUUCUACUGCAUCGUCCACAUUCAAAUCCACAUCCACGUUCACAUCUGCAUCCUCGACUGCGACUGGGACACCCACUUCUUCAUCGGACUCGGCACCCAAGGUGCUCGUCCUCAUGGAUUCAGUUUACCUCACUACCACACUCUGUGGUGUGAUCAUGGCUGUUACAGCGUACAUGCUUUAAGCUCCCCGAUAUCGGCGCAGCUCGGUAAUUGAAUUUUGCAUUGUCCUUAGCGGCAAAAAUGUUGUGUGCAUUUGUUUCUGAAAACUCGUUUAGUUUAUGUCGGGAAUAUCAUUACUAGGGGAAAAGAUCAACUAUUCGAGCUUUCGGUCUAAUCUACGCUCAAGCUAAGAAU
This is a messenger RNA of Guyanagaster necrorhizus, 1102 nucleotides long. RefSeq lists its product as uncharacterized. The coding region runs from base 199 to 930 and encodes 243 amino acids. The record is from RefSeq and is a predicted model, not a curated record. NCBI's taxonomy places the organism in Eukaryota, Fungi, Basidiomycota, Agaricomycetes, Agaricales, Physalacriaceae. The transcript is spliced from 4 exons.